Salvelinus fontinalis (brook trout) is the source of this 2940-nucleotide messenger RNA. RefSeq names its product eukaryotic translation initiation factor 2-alpha kinase 2 (gene eif2ak2). Bases 295 to 2436 code for a protein of 713 amino acids. The record is from RefSeq and is a predicted model, not a curated record. Gene Ontology annotation, molecular function: ATP binding; double-stranded RNA binding; protein kinase activity. The transcript has 20 exons. Gene Ontology annotation, biological process: protein phosphorylation. Lineage: Eukaryota; Metazoa; Chordata; Actinopteri; Salmoniformes; Salmonidae.
CUUUACCUCUCUGUAGAAACUUUUCCUCUCUUUUGAAGCACAAAACGAAAGUAAAGCGCGAUGACUGGACACUGACAGCAGUGCAGCCAGUAAUUAUUCAAACACUUGUGGGGACCAUCUACACCAAGGACUCUAACUAAAACAAUAAAUUAUACAUAACUAUACAACGUUAGAGAGCAUCCACACUAGAGGAACGUUUAUCGUUCUACACCGAUCAAUCCACUGGUCAACGCGUCCUACUGCAUGCCAAAAGGCCUAUUAAUAAAGCGAUUCAACAACAUUUUAUCAUAAGAAAUGGAUUCCACAAAUUAUAUCUCCAGACUGUGGGAGUAUGCUCAGAGAAAACGUCAGAUGUCUGACAUCAAGUUUGAGGAGGUUGGUACAGAUGGACCGGAUCAUCUUAAAACCUUCACUGUGAGGGUGGUGAUUAAGGGCCAUGCCUAUCCUAACGGGGUUGGAAAGAACAAGAAAGAGGCCAGACAGAAUGCUGCUAAACAUGCUCUGGCUGGCAUGACGGAGACGACAGAGCAGAAAGAUCCUUCUGUUUCAUGUCCUCCGUCACCGGCUCCGUCUCCAGCCCCUCCUGUCCGAGCAGUUAUCUCCCAGCCCAACUACGUGUGCUGGCUGAAUGAACACAGUCAUAAGUACAGACUGCCUAUAAAGGCUUUGGAAGAAACACGUGAUGGACCCAACAACACCUCACAAUGCUGUAGGUAUGUGGUAGGUGAGAAAGAAUACCCAGAGGGCUUUGGGAACACAAAGAAGGAGGCUAAGGAGGAAGCAGCAAUGCAGGUCUAUCUGGAGUUACGUGGCAGUAGUCAGACUACAGGGACUGUAGAUGAAAACUGCAAUAGCACUACUGGAAAACACAAGGAGGAAUUGAAUCCAAAGGUUGUGGUCCUCAGUGAGAAGUUUGAACUCAUGAACAUGAGCCCAGAACAGAAUGUUCCAGAACAACACAGCUUCAUUACAACAGAGACCAACUUCAUAGGCAUACUCAACCACUACUGUCAGAAAACCAAUCUACCUCUUGACUUUAAACUAGUGGAGAAGAGCGGACCGUCACACGACCCUCAAUUUGUUUAUAAAGUAUUGAUUGACAAGAGAGAAUACCCAGAUGGUUUGGGUAAGACAGCCAAAGAGGCCAAACAACAAGCUGCUCAGUCAGCAUGGUCUGCUCUUCAAGAACAGUCUGACUGGAACAGCCAGGUGUCUUGCAGAUCAACAGUUUCAGAAGAUGGAGGACUAUCCUCUAUAACCCCCUCCAGUACACGGGAAUCCCAGGAUGCAACACCAUCAUCCCUGAUUAUUGCAGGAAGUACCAGUGAUUCCAUCAUAUUCGCAGACUCCGUUAACGUCAGCUCCCCCAAGCAGGACGAAAGCCCUGUAAAUGUGAAGCCUAAAAUUAGACUAGCACCCAACUUCCUGAUGUCACCGGUCAAGACCAAACAGGAAGGUCCCAAUUUAAAAGGCAACAAUUUAGAAACCUUGUCAAGUGGAAGGACAUCCAACCAACCAGUUAAAUCUAGGUUUUUAUCAGAGUUUGACUCGAUAGAGAAGAUUGGCAAAGGAGGCUUUGGCAACGUUUAUAAGGCGCGACGGGAACUGGAGCAGAAGUAUUUUGCCGUGAAGAUAGUACGGAGCAAAGGGAAAGCUAAGCGGGAGGUUGGUGCAUUAGCAGACCUUCAGCACCCCAACAUAGUACGUUACUACACCGCCUGGCUGGAGGACACCGCCUACCGAUGCGACACCGCCUCUGAGAGCGACACCACUUCAGAUUCAGGUAGCAGUUCGUCCUCUGAGUUCCUGUACAUCCAGAUGGAACUAUGUGACAAGAGGACUCUAAAAGUGUGGAUCGACGAGAGGAACGCUCAUCGGAAACCCAAACGCAGGGAGGAGAGUCUACACAUCACCCAGCAGAUAGUAGACGGAGUAGAAUACAUCCAUUGCAAGAAACUCCUACACAGAGACCUAAAGCCUGCUAACAUCAUGUUUGGUAUGAGUGACGGAGAGGGGAAUGGCGACGUAAAGAUCGGGGACUUUGGUCUGGUGACGGCAGAAGAUGACGAUAACGAUGAAAACCUGCUGGAGAGAACGAAAAGGACAGGAACCAUGUCUUACAUGGCCCCUGAACAGAGGAACAAGACCUCCUACGACAGAAAGGUGGACAUCUUUGCUUUGGGUCUGAUCUACUUUGAACUGCUCUGCAACCUGUCUGGAAUGGAGAAAGCAAAGGUCUGGGAUGAUGUCAGAAGCCAGAAGUUUCCUCAAAAGUUCAACACGCAGUUCACCAUAGAGAACAAGGUGAUAGAGUGGAUGCUGUGUGCCAACCCAGAGGACAGACCAGAUGCCACGCAGCUGAAGACAAAACUGAAUGAGUGUUCUAGUGUUCUGACCAGAGAUCGCAACUUCCAUCAAGACAACAGAACAGUCUAAAGACAGUCAGUGGAAUUCAUAAAGGGUUUCAGAAUAGUAUUCAGUGUGAUGUAAAAUGCACAACUGAUUCUAGAUCAGUUCUCUACUCUGAGAGCCAUGAAUGCAGGCCCUGAACAUCCAACAAAACAAAUCAAAUCAAAAUGUACUUGUCACAUGCGCCGAAUACAGGUGUAGACCUUACCGUGAAAUGCUUACUUAACCAACAAUGCAUUUCAAGCAAGUUAAGAAAAUAUUUCCCAAAUAAACGAAAGUAAAUAAUAAGAAAAAGUAACACGAUAAAAUAACAAUAACGAGGCUAUAUACAGGGGUUACGGGUACCGAGUCAAUGUGGAGGCUGUAUACAGGGGGAACCGGUACUGAGUCAAUGUACGGGGUUACAGGUUAGUCAAGGUAAUUUGUACAUGUAGGUAGGGGUAAAGUGACUGCAUAGAUAAACAACAGAGCUAUCUGAAUUUCAACUCUAUUUCAUAGACUUUUGUGUGUGUCAUAAAUCAUGUGUUUUGA